AUGACUUAAAAUAGGCAGCUGUGUUCUGUAAUAGGGAAAGGGGCAUUUGCUAAAGUUUGUUUAGGGAUUCAAAUUUUGACUGGAGUAAAAGUGGCAAUGAAGAUAAUUGAUAAAUCAAGUCUAAAAAAUGAUAGUGCUAAAAAAAGAUUGAUGCAGGAAAUAGCUUUAAUGAAACUCUUAUAACCUUAUAAAUGCUGCAUUCGAUUAUACGAAGUUUUUGAAACCAAAAGACAAAUUUAUUUAAUUAUGGAAUAUGUAGAAGGAGGAGACUUAAUAAAAUUUACUAAAGAAAAACCAUUAUCUGAAUAAAUGGCCAAAAAUAUUUUUGGACAAUUAGUAUUAGCACUUUAAAUAUUGCAAAAUCACAAUAUAUUGCAUAGAGAUAUUAAAUUAGACAAUAUACUAUUUUAGGGGGAAUAAAUAAAAUUAUGUGAUUUUGGAGUAAGUAGAUAAAUUGUAAAGGGGUAAAAGAUAUUAGAAUAAUGUGGAACCCCUGCUUAUUUGGCUCCUGAGAUUAUGACUUAAAAGGCUGGAUAUGAGGGAUUUGCAAGUGAUAUUUGGAGCUCAGGAAUUCUUCUGUAUGUUUUAUUGGUUGGUAAAACUCCAUUCAAGGGAAACAAUAUGAAUGAACUAAACUCAUAGAUUUAGAGUGGAUAAUUAAAUUUUAUGGAAAUUAAGAAGGCAAAUCUUUCAAAUGAAGCUGUAGAUUUGAUGAAAUCUAUUUUAAAUAUCAAUCCUAAAUUAAGAUGUACCUUACCUGAAAUUAUGAAGCACACUUGGAUGAAAGAUAUUGAUUUCAAGUAUACAAAAUAGUAAGCAAACUUAAAUUUAGAUUUAAGAAUUAUUUGCUAAAUUGAACAAUAUGGUUAUCAAAGAGAAGUGAUAAUCAAAACUUUAUAAAGCAAGACAAUAAGCCACAUAUCUGCUCUUUAUUGGGCUUAAUAUUAGUGAUAACUUAUAAUUACACAUUGAAACACUUAUGAAUAUAACUAACUAUAA
This is a messenger RNA of Paramecium tetraurelia, 999 nucleotides long. RefSeq lists its product as uncharacterized. The record is from RefSeq and is a predicted model, not a curated record. The transcript is spliced from 2 exons. Gene Ontology annotation, cellular component: cytoplasm. NCBI's taxonomy places the organism in Eukaryota, Ciliophora, Oligohymenophorea, Peniculida, Parameciidae. Gene Ontology annotation, molecular function: ATP binding; protein serine/threonine kinase activity. Gene Ontology annotation, biological process: intracellular signal transduction; protein phosphorylation.